Messenger RNA from Ruditapes philippinarum (Manila clam), 2994 nucleotides. Its product is annotated as peroxisome proliferator-activated receptor delta-like. The coding region runs from base 269 to 1912 and encodes 547 amino acids. NCBI's taxonomy places the organism in Eukaryota, Metazoa, Mollusca, Bivalvia, Venerida, Veneridae. The transcript has 10 exons. The record is from RefSeq and is a predicted model, not a curated record. Gene Ontology annotation, molecular function: RNA polymerase II cis-regulatory region sequence-specific DNA binding; zinc ion binding; nuclear receptor activity. Gene Ontology annotation, biological process: regulation of lipid metabolic process; positive regulation of transcription by RNA polymerase II; cell differentiation.
AGGUUCGAAAAGUCAUGGCGAUCUACUCAGUAUACUGUAGAGCAGUCUGACAUAACGGACGUAUCCAAUAUUAAUGUCGGCAUUGCUUUGUUUUGCCUUUUUCUGGAUUACGGAUUGAAUCAUUUCAGUAGUUAGUUGUGGACGCCGGUUUGGCCAGUUCUGAAAAGAGUGAGUAUUUCACAAUUUUCUACUGUGAUAACGUUGGAGGGAGCAGUGACGUUUGAAAAACGAAUGAAAAAAGGAAUUUCUUACAUAUAAUAAUUGACAUAUGUCUUUAUUGACACUUCCGCCGUGUAACCAAAACAAUUUCCAUCAUCUGGGACUGAUGCAAUCAGACACAGAAGGUCACGAUGUAUUCAAUACUCCAACAUACAGGCGUUGUAAUUCUUCUAUUGAUGUAAGCAAAAGGAAAGCGAUAGCUGAAUCAGAAGGGAUGAAAAAGAAGGCACGAUACAGUGAAAGCUGCAUACCGGAUGAGUUGAUAUCUCUGUCAUAUGAUCUCCUCACCCAAAUACAGCGACAUGAACAGCAAUCCGGAGACACUGUGUCAUCCCCACAACAGGAAGAAUUGCAACGAUCAGAUAAGGGUCUGGUACAAACAGCUAUCGCAGACUCGAGUCUUCCAUACGACUUCGAUUGCUUUGACAACAAUGAUAUAAACGAGUUGAGUGAUGACGUCAGCACAGUAUCCAAUGAGUCAUCAGUCACGUGUCAUGACUCGUCUUCCUCAAUGCCAGACUAUGCUUCGAGCAACUCAAGCAUGGCAUGUAUUAAGGCAAGUUCAACAAACAAUGGAAAACCUCUGUAUACCACUGAACUUCAAGUAUUGUGUAGAAUCUGCGGAGACCGCGCAUCCGGCUAUCAUUACGGUGUCCAUUCAUGCGAGGGGUGCAAGGGUUUCUUCAGACGAACAUUAAAGAAACAGCUUGUGUAUAAGCCAUGUAAAGAGGGGUCCCAAUGCCGCAUUGAUACUGGUUCCCGGAACAAAUGUCAGUGCUGUCGAUACCAGAAAUGUAUAAACGCAGGAAUGUCUCCAAAUGCUGUGCGAUUUGGAAGAAUGCCAAAAGCCGAGAGGGAGAAAUUAAUGGCGGACAAAGAAGAGUUGUCUACCUCUAAUUCUGCCAGAAUUCUUGAACUUCGGACAUUAUCCGACUGUAUAAAAGGCGCAUUUCAAGACUCGUUUGUGAAUUGUAAAUUUGUCUCGUCCUACCUCUAUUGUCAGUCAAAAAAAGAUUCUGACCCAAUAAAGAUUGAACCUGAUCAGCGGUUUUGUGCAGAAUCAAUGGACGCUCAUCAGUUUGUAGAAGAAAACAUAUUUUCAGCAUUCCAAUCAACUAUCAUUCCGGUGAUUGAAGGGACGGUGAAGUUUACGAAAAAGAUCCCGAAAUUUUCAAGUCUGGAAAUGGUCGACCGAAUCGCACUGUUAAAACAAAACUGCUACAGUGUUUCUCUUAUUCUAUGUUAUAUGUUGUUUGAAGGCAACUCAAUAUGCCUCGAAGCCGCUUUAAAACGCAUAUCGUUUUCGUCUACCAAUGGCCACUAUGUAUGCUUCGAAGCUGAAUGCAUGUUCGAGGGAAUAUUUUAUGUGGCGAGGAAAGUGGGGAAGUUGCAGCUUACUCAUGUUGAAAUUGCUCUCUACUGCGCAAUAGCUUUACUCAUAGAAGCACCCGGUGUCACGGACAGCAAUGCCAUUGAAUCCAUCCAGCUAGAAUUGGUUGAAUCUUUGAGGCUUGAGCUUAAACAUAACCACCCUAAAGAUAAAUAUCUUCUGCCUCAACUCCUACUUAUGAUUCCACAACUUAUACAAAUCACAGAGGAGCUAAAAACGCGGUUAAAAGGACAUCUUUUUGAUGAGACCGAAAACUUCUCCAAGACCAAUGAGCUCCUGUGUGAAAUAUUUGACCUUCAUUGAAAAAAGACUCGUGCGUAUUUAAAUAUUUAGAAACAAAAUAAUGCGUCCGGUGAUGUAGACUUAGAAAACUCGUUGUGUUGUGAUAUUUUCUUCAAGCGCUUAAUGACCUAGAUUUGAAUAUUCACGUUUGAUGGAUCAGGAACUCGGGAUUUUCAAGAAUGACGUGGCGCGCUUGUUUAAAUUCAUCAACUUAAUAAAUGUACCUUGUCAAUUUUAUGUUUUAAAUAUCGGUCUCAUUAAAUCAGGUGGUAAACAGUAAUUUGGGUUAAAAUUCAAAUUAAUUUUUAUGCAUAUGUAGUAUGCGUUUUAAAAUUGGCGACGCAAAAGGCAUGGUCGACUGUUUGUAGUAAAUAUAUAUAUAAUUUUUAUCUGGUGAUAUAUUGAAAUUCUAUUGGUCAAAUCUGGUAUUAAAUAAAGUGUACAAAAUAUUUUAUAAUCAUUCGGAUUUAAAAAAAAAAAAAAGAACGGCCGAUCUGGCGAAAUUCAUAAACAGUAAAAUCAGACUUUGUUACGUCACAUAACCGAUACCGAGUUCCUGAGACUAUAGUAUAAUGUAAGUUCUUAAAGCAAGUGAUAUAGAUAACAAAAUGCUGUUGAUAUUUUUAUAUAUUUAAGAUAUUCAUCUGAAUACAAGCAAUGUCAGAAUGGGUGAAAGUGUGUAUGUGAAUGAGUGAUGUUCUUGUCUUUCUUUUCAAUUUUAUUUAACAUUUUUGUAUGUUCUAAAUAUGUUUUACAUAGUUUACUAGAUACGUGUACUCUUAAAAAGGGACUAUAGAAAAAGCAUUUGUCAUUUGUGAGAUUUGUAAAAGCUGCAUGUCUCCAGGUAAACCACCAAUUAAAAAAUAAAUAAGUAUUUAAAGAUUUUGAGAAAAGUACAAAUAUUUGCAAUUCAAGUAAUGAUUAACAUGUUACAUGUAAUGACUGGCUGAUUUUGCACUAUUUAUAUGCAUGUUUCUAAUGCACGACAAACCACAAACGCAGUUAAGGCUUUUUUGUGUGCAAAUUUUGACUUUUAAAUCGUUAUUUACGAGAAUUUAAAGUGCCGUAAGUAACUUUCUUUGUUCACUUGAUACUAGUAAACU